This is a messenger RNA of Cydia fagiglandana, 1578 nucleotides long. RefSeq lists its product as uncharacterized. The transcript has 3 exons. The coding region runs from base 1 to 1578 and encodes 525 amino acids. NCBI's taxonomy places the organism in Eukaryota, Metazoa, Arthropoda, Insecta, Lepidoptera, Tortricidae. The record is from RefSeq and is a predicted model, not a curated record. Gene Ontology annotation, biological process: DNA integration. Gene Ontology annotation, molecular function: nucleic acid binding.
AUGCUGGCGGCUGGCGUCAUCGAGCCCGUCGACCACUCCGACUGGGCCACUCCUCUUGUCAUUGCCAGGAAAGCGGACGGCGGUAUAAGGCAAUCGGUUGUUACCUGUGACGCGAGUUCGCACGGCCUUGGAGCCGUGCUAGCCCGGCGCGCGCCCGACGGCACCGAGCGCGUCGUGGCCUAUGCCUCGCGGUCGCUAACUGCACACGAGUUGCACUACAGUCAGAUUCAUAAGGAGGCACUAGCAAUCGUGUUCGCCGUGAGUUGUAUCUUAUGGGGUCACCGAGUGGUCAUUCCAAUAUCAUGUAGGGACAAAGUAUUAAAGGAACUUCAUGAGGCUCACAUGGGGAUUGUGAAGACAAAAAGCUUGGCGCGGGGCUACGUAUGGUGGCCCGGACUUGACGAGGCCAUCGAGGCGCAAUGCCGCGAGUGCGGCGUGUGCGCCGCCGCGUCCAGCGCGCCGCCGGCGCACGCGCCGCGCUUGUGGGCGUGGCCGGACAGGCCGUGGACUAGGAUACACCUCGAUUUCCUCGGUCCGGUCCGGGGAAAAACAUAUCUAAUCGUCGUAGAUGCCUACUCAAAGUGGAUCGAGGCUAUAAGGAUGAAUGGCACUUCGGCGGCUGCGGUAAUACGUGUGCUUAGGGAAUUAUGGUCUAGGUUCGGCAUUCCGAAGCAAGUUGUUAGUGACAAUGGGCCUCCGUAUUCGAGUACAGAAUUUAAAAAUUUCCUUUCAUCUAAUGGCGUAGAUCAAGUACUCUCGGCGCCGUACCACCCGGCUUCCAACGGAGCGGCCGAGAGCGCAGUAAAAAUAUGCAAAGCGGUAAUUAUAAAAUCUUUUAGAGAAAAUUUAGAUACGGAGACCGCACUAUGUAGGUUUCUUUUGCAAUAUCGAAAUACCGAACACACCACGACAGGGGAGAGUCCUGCGAAACUUUUACAGGGACGUUCGCUACGAACUAGGUUAGAUUGCUUAAGACCGGAUCGUGGGGAUCAUGUCCGAGCGGCACAGGAGCGACAGCGGCGCGCGGCAGGCGGCGUCGAACGCGAGCUCCACGCCGGCGAUCCCGUCUGGGUACGACAAUAUCGCGGUGACGAUAAAUGGAUGCCAGGCACGGUGCGAGAUAGGCGCGGAGAUACUGAUUAUAUGGUAGACACUGACAAUGGAACCGGGAUUCAUAGGCAUAUUGACCAAUUGAAGAGCAGGAGGGUAACGCUAAAUAACGGGGGAGGUAGUGUAGCUAAGCGCAACUCGCUGGUGUUUCCUGGUAGUGACGAGUCGGUUGCCCGGUCGGACGUUGGGGAGCCGAUUGACGAGAUGAGCCCUCCUAGCAGUGGCGGUGAGCACAAGCGUGAGCGUAGCGCCGAGGCCGUAGCGGUGGUGUCGGCUGCGUCCCCAACUGCGCACACAGCGGCUCCAUGUACCGGUGGAACGCCCAAUAAGUCGCCUGAUCCAUCAGCUAGUUCUGGGGCCCAAUUGGUUGCUGACAGUCCUGUCAAUGCGCCCAGGGUACCUAGAACCCGCAAGCCCCCGUUCAGAUUCGGGUUUGAAGAUCUCUUUGUUAUCAGUAAUAAUAGAUAA